Saccostrea echinata is the source of this 3994-nucleotide messenger RNA. RefSeq names its product protocadherin-11 X-linked-like. NCBI's taxonomy places the organism in Eukaryota, Metazoa, Mollusca, Bivalvia, Ostreida, Ostreidae. The transcript is spliced from 4 exons. Bases 558 to 3341 code for a protein of 927 amino acids. The record is from RefSeq and is a predicted model, not a curated record. Gene Ontology annotation, cellular component: plasma membrane. Gene Ontology annotation, biological process: homophilic cell-cell adhesion. Gene Ontology annotation, molecular function: calcium ion binding.
CACUGAAGCUACUUAUCAGAUGAUAGCGUGAAAAAGACGUCCGAUUUUCCUGCUAACUGAAAAAGAAAAAAACACGACGAGUGCUAUGUUUUGUUUCUAGUGAAAAUGAUUAAGCAUUAUUUUACGGAUAGUCAAGUUUGCAGAAUUUAUCUGGAGGGAAUCGGACAAAAGGUGUGAGAAUCCCCCAGACUCGGGACGAUUACGUCGGAUUAGGACAAAUCUAAAGAACAUCGAUCGAAAAACAUUGAUCAACUCCGCUACAGAUCUAUACCAUUUUUAAUUACAAACGGAUUAAAGCGUCAAAAGAUGAUUUAUUUAGGCAUGGAAAUGAGAUUAUUUCUUGUAAACGAAAUAAAUUGACUCGUAUUGCGGUUCUUCAUUAAUUCUGCGUCUAUUCCACGAGAUUGGACAUUACGGGUGCCAGCUAUUGAUGUGUAACGUAAACGGUUAGUUCAAUUUAUUGGAACCUCGACUGUUUCUGAAUAUGAUAAGAGACACUUGGAGCUUCAUCGUCUUUCAUAACAGGUGUGCAUCGUGAUACUCGAGUCUGCAGGUUUAUGUUCGGCAACAUGAAAGGUUUUCUGUGCUACAUAUUGGUGUUGCUUUUUCUAGAAGUGCACGGUUUGGAAGUGACUUACGAUCUUGCAGAAGAAUCGGGAAGUCGAGUGCUGGUUGGAAAUAUAGCAGCUGAUUCUGGGCUAGCUAACAAUGUCAACAGUCUAACAUACAGUCUCCUACAGGCAGGAUACCCUGCGGCAAGGUCAUUCAUUAUUACAGAGACUCAGGGUGAACUGUACACAAACGCAACGAUAGAUCGCGACAGCAUUUGUGAAUUUCAAGAUCAAUGUGUGCUCAAUCUGGUAGCUGUUGCCUCCAAUUCUGAUACUGGAGAUUUCCACAAGAUUAAAAUAUACGUCAAUGUUAUAGAUAUAAAUGACAACUCUCCUAUAUUUCCAAAGACCGUUGUCAGUUUUCAAAUAAUAGAAGACACCGCUAUCAAUUUUACGUAUUCUCUAGAAGGCGCCGUGGAUUUAGAUACCGGUAUCAACUCGGUGAAAAGGUACGAAAUCCCACUGCACGAUUCACCAUUUCAAGCUGUGGCAGACAAAUUUCCUGAUGGUCGUUCCAUGUUAAAACUCAUCCUCAAACAAACAUUAGAUCGCGAAACAAACCCUACUCAUCAGUUUCGAGUGCUGGCUUAUGACGGUGGGAGUCCACCAAACACAGGUACACUGACGGUGAACAUUUCAGUGGGGGAUAUCAAUGAUAAUUAUCCGAUAUUCUCUAAACCCUCUUAUAACGUUACUAUAAUGGAUGACCUUCCAGAAGACUCUUUGGUAGUGAAAACUUUUGCAAGAGAUAAAGACGAAGGACCCAACGGGGAAGUGCAAUACAGACUACAAGUGCGCCAAUCUGAGGACAUAUUUCAAACUUUUUACAUGAAUUCAACAUCGGGCGAGAUCUUUCUCAAGAAAUCGCUCAUAUCCGGUUCUCAAGAAAGCUAUAAGAUUCUUAUAGAGGCAAUUGACAAGGGCAAUCAGCCCCUGAUAUCAAAAUCACAAGUCUUUGUGCGCGUGCAAGAUAAUCACAAUAACUUUCCGGUGAUCAAUGUCAAUGUUUUAUCUGGAACUGAUACUGCUGAGGUCUCAGAACACGCCAGUCAGGGGACCGUGGUGGCACAUAUAGCAGUUAAAGACCCCGAUACAGGGGCAAAUGGUCUAGUAACUUGUGAUGUUAUCAGUCAGUAUUUUAAAAUUCAAAAGUUCGAAGAAAACGAGUAUAAAGUCGUGGUCUUUGCGUCAUUAAAUCGGGAAAUGAGGGAUAGUUAUGAAGUGACUGUGAGUUGUAACGACGCCGGCAGCCCACCCAGAGAAACUAAUUCAACUUUCCCCGUCAUUGUUGUAGAUGAAAAUGACAGUCCUCCAAGAUUUGACAGACAAAUAUAUUAUGCGACUAUAUCUGAAAAUAAUAAUGUAAAUAUCAGUCUACUCACAGUGUCUGCAACAGAUGAUGAUAUUGGGGUUAACGCAGAAAUUAAAUUUUCUGUAUCAAAUGAAGUGAAAGACGAUAUAAACAUCAAUGAAAAUACUGGAGUUUUGAUUUUAAACAAAGCAUUAGAUAGAGAACAGCAAAGUCAGAUAUCAUUUUAUGUUUUUGCGACUGACUCUGGAAAUGUUCCAUUAACCGGAACUGCUACAGUGAUAAUCACAGUCAAAGACGAGAACGAUAAUACACCAACGUAUCCGGAGGACGUCUGGAAAUUCGCAGUACCAGAAAAUUUAGCUGCGCCCAAAGUAAUAGGAUUCGUUACAGCAUUUGACAAGGACGAGGGAAUCAAUUCAGAAGUGAGGCAUUAUCUGAUGUCGUCCAAUGGUCACGAGUCUCCUCCCUUCGAGAUGAAAGAAAACGGAACCGUGAUGGUAACCCGAUCCCUCGAUCGUGAAACUGUUGCUUUGUAUGACUUACAAAUAAUGGCUAUGGACAAAGGAUCCCCUGCAAGGACGGGGUAUGCUUUCCUAAAGAUCACUGUGGAGGAUAAGAACGACAAUAAACCUGUGUUCACCUUCCCCAGCGAAGCAAAUCGCUCCAUCACAGUUCCAUUAUCAACCGCCAAAAACAAGGAGGUGGCUACUUUAGCCGCCAAUGACAAAGAUGUAGAUAUGAAUGCACAAUUGAAAUACUAUACAGAUGAUCAAAACAUGACUGAAAUUUUUAUUAUAAACAGUGCAAGCGGCGAAGUUAUACUCGCGCGCUCAUUAGACUCGGAUGACCUUGGCCUGUAUGUGUUUAAGGUCAAAGUUCAAGAUUCAGGGGAUGAACAUUUAACUGCAGAAGAAACUUUACUCAUAAAUGUGAUAGCAGACUCGGUUGCAGACGAUUCCAAUUUUUCUCGAUAUUAUGUGAUAGCUAUCAGUAUGUCGACAGUGACAUUUGUGUUAGCCAUUGUGAUAAUAGUAGCUAUAUAUUUGUUACGAAAAGUUGAUAAUAAACGGAGGAGAUAUGAUAGUGGUCACUCGUCUAUUACCAUAGUAACCAAGGAAGCGGAGAACCCGGAUGUGUAUGAAAACUCGCCACCUCUCCAUAAAGAGGUCUUUUAUCCACCUGGGUACGACCUGGGCAGCCGACAAUUCUUCCCCAUUGAUCGAUCAAUUUCAGUCCAGAUUCCACCAACAAUUCCGGAAGCGGACCCUCUUCCCAAAAUUCCGAGUGACCCGACUUUAUGGGAAGGAUGUGAAAGCGUGAACGAAAACGAGAGAAACAGGAACCAACUAAUGACCCUACAAUACCACCAAUCCCUGAUGAGGAUACAGAGCGUCAAACGCUCAAAUUCGACAAUUUGACGGAUUGGCAGUUGAACCACAGAAAGUUUUAAUUAGAUAUACCUUUUCGCUUUGGGCUGCUCUUUCACAAGAAACAAACUAACAGUGAAUACAUUAACAAGGAGAUUACUUGACUGUGUAAAUAUGGCGAGAAACUGAGAAAAAUCUCACUGUAAAUAUUGAUUCACCUGUUUUUACAAACUGAUACCAAAGUUAUACAGGGAACAAAAGCUUCUUAUGCGGAUGAAAACGGAAGCCGAUCUUGUGUAAGCACGCGACGAAUCAGGCCGAUGAAGGACGAAUAAUGACGAAUCAACACAGCCUGGAGAUACCGCAGCCAGCAUUAAUCGUCGAACGGAUGAAAAUGGCAAAUGUAUCCCGAAGUUCUAAAUCUUCGAAAAGCCCCCGUAUUGACAAUUUUGGCUUUCAGUGCAGCAAGCAAAUGAAGCAAGUUUCCAGUAACUAGACCAUUAUCUUUUCCGUUUACUUGUAAAUGAUGUGCCAAAGGCUCAGGGUUAACCCCUUAAUGGAUGGAAAUAGAGAUUUUAUUGCAAUAAUUGAGACAUUUUUCAUGAAAUUACGUUUGUUUGUAUGAUAGGGCGAGAUUUAAAAUUUUGAUUACUUAUUGUAUUGUUAUGUUAAUAUGGUGCUACAAGAUGUUAUGAAAUUAGAUU